Grosmannia clavigera kw1407 is the source of this 1224-nucleotide messenger RNA. Its product is annotated as mRNA capping enzyme alpha. Gene Ontology annotation, cellular component: mRNA capping enzyme complex. The coding region runs from base 1 to 1224 and encodes 407 amino acids. The record is from RefSeq and is a predicted model, not a curated record. The transcript has 2 exons. Lineage: Eukaryota; Fungi; Ascomycota; Sordariomycetes; Ophiostomatales; Ophiostomataceae. Gene Ontology annotation, biological process: 7-methylguanosine mRNA capping. Gene Ontology annotation, molecular function: mRNA guanylyltransferase activity; ATP binding.
AUGGCGAACAAGCUGGAGCGCAUCGACGCGCCCGGCAUUCGCGCCGAGGGCGCCGUGCUGCACAACAUGCGCCGUGAGGUCGCCAACCUGCUGCAUCGCCAGCAGCUGGGCUUUCCGGGAGCCCAACCCGUGAGCUUCUCGCGCAGGCACAUGGACGAGCUUCGGAAGCAGGACUACUAUGUCUGCGAAAAGACAGACGGCAUCCGCUACCUGCUCUACCUGACCGAAGACGAGGGAGCAAACGAGGUGCAGUACUUGAUCGACCGCAAGAACGACUACUGGUUCCUACCACCAGGAUCGCUGCAUCUGCCACGCCCCGACGACGCGGCCGGCUUCCACGUCAAGACGCUCGUCGACGGCGAGCUGGUCGUCGACGAUCUCGGCCAUGGCAACACCCAGCCCAACUUUCUCGUCUUCGACUGCCUCAUCCUCGACAACAAGGACCUGACCGAACGCACGCUCGACAAGCGCCUGGGCUACUUUAAGGAAGCCGUCUUCAAGCCGUACCAAGCGCUCUUCCGCAAAUAUCCCGAGGAGCGUCAGUUUCAGGCCUUUGGCAUCGAGAUGAAGAACAUGCAGUACAGCUACGGCAUCGAGAUGAUGUUCCGCACCGUCCUGCCCAACCUCAAGCACAGCAACGACGGCCUCAUCUUCACCCGCUGCAACACCGCCUACCACUCCGGCACCGAUCCCCACAUCCUCAAGUGGAAGCCCGUCGCCGAGAACACCAUCGACUUCCGCAUCGAGCUGACCUUUCCCCCGCGCGCCACCGCCAUUAAGAGCGACGUCGACGACGGUGACGACGACAGCGGUACCAUCAACAGCGGCAGCAGCAGCAGCGCCCACGACCUCAGCUUCCCCGACCUCGACUACGAUGCCCUCCCGACCGCCAACUUGCUCGCCUACCACGGCGACAGCGACCCCGAGCCCUACCAACUCUUCAAGUCCAUGUACCUCACCGCUGACGAGUGGGACGCCAUCCGGUCCACCGGCGACCCCGUCUCUAAUCGCGUCGUCGAGUGCGCCCUCGACGACCAGCAGCGCUGGCGCAUCCACCGCUUCCGUGACGACAAGCCCGAGGCCAACCACAUCAGCACCGUCAAGAGCGUCCUCGAAAGCAUCCGCGAUAGCGUCUCUGAAGAGGAACUCAUGGACGCUGCCAAGAGCUUCAAGGAGGGUUGGCGCGCCCGUCAGCAGACGCAGCACGAACAACCACGACGAUGA